CCUUCAAUUUCAUUGUUUAAAUAUUCAAAAGACUAUGUCAAUAGAAUUAAGUUCUACUAAUCACUGAUCCUCCUCAAAAACUUCCACACCACCUACUACCAAAUUCAAUCAAAAAAUUUAACCAUGCUUGUUUCUUUAGAAAACCUUUAAUCGAAGUCCAAAAAUUCUCUGAGUAAGAACCGCUGGGAAAACAGAGUUCUAGAUUUUUGUUCGGCUUAUGAGUAAUACCAUGACUACUUCUAGUGAUCAAUAUUGGAUGCAAUUCUAUCAACAACCUCUCAUGGAUCAUACUAUAAAUCAUCCACCUAUAGAAAUUUUUUCAGAUUCAACAAUUAUGACAACAAAUCCUAUUCCAUUAGAAACCAUGGUUAUAAGCCCAACAAAUUCAUACACAAACACUAGUGACCAAUUGACACCAAAGGGUGGUAAUGUUUCAAAACCAAUUAGAAGAAGAUCUAGAGCUUCUAAAAGAACACCAACAACACUUCUAAAUGCAAACACAACCAAUUUUAGACAACUUGUGCAACAAUUUACAGGUUGUCCUAGCACAAAUUUGGCCGCAGCGGGGUCAUUAGGUGUUCAUAAAGGACCUAUUACCUUAAACUUUCAACAAGGUAGUAAACAAAAUAUUCAACAUGAUCAAUCAACAGCUAGAUUAAUGCCACAAUUUAGUAGCACAAGUUAUAAUCAAGUUCAUCAUCAAGUUACUAAGCCAUUUCCAUGGAAGAAGGAACAAAUUAUUCAAGUGCCUCAACAACAACAGAGUGGUUAUGACAACUCGUUUGAAUAUGUCAAGAACAAUAAUUUUGUUCCAAAUUCCGGUAACUCGUCGUCGAGGCCUAGUAACUUGGAUGUUUCUGAUGGAUUGGUUGUGGAUAAUGAUUUUGGUUUGCAUGAUCUAACUGUGAAUGAAUUCUCCAAUGAUACUUUUAUGUGAUGAAAAUAGAAGUGUACUUAGUUAUAGUAUUUUUGUUCAUUUUGUAUGGUUCUACAUAUUAUAAGAAUAAUGUAUAAGAUCUAUAUGCUAGCUUUAAUAUCUUUAAAUUUCAAUUUAGUUUCUAUUUAUAUUUUCCUCUCAGGUUAUUGAAAUGUAGCAUCAUAUUUUUUCCC
Molecule: messenger RNA, 1110 nt
Organism: Trifolium pratense (red clover)
Lineage: Eukaryota; Viridiplantae; Streptophyta; Magnoliopsida; Fabales; Fabaceae
Product: calmodulin-binding protein 25-like
Exons: 1
Coding region: 218-937 (239 amino acids)
Source: RefSeq, a predicted model, not a curated record